This is a messenger RNA of Xyrichtys novacula (pearly razorfish), 1894 nucleotides long. NCBI's taxonomy places the organism in Eukaryota, Metazoa, Chordata, Actinopteri, Labriformes, Labridae. The record is from the annotation of a GenBank genome assembly.
AUGAGCGCCUUUGUAACUCUCUCGACGGGGCAGAGGAUGCCUGUGGUCGGACUGGGCACAUGGAAGAGCUCUCCAGGACAGGUAGAAAUAUUAACCAGCACUCAGGAAUCAUUUGAUAAGACAAGCAACAUUUCUGGAGAUGUUACGGUAUGAAUACUUUCUGUGUCUGACCCAUGUGUUGUCAGGUGAAACAGGCUGUGCUGGCAGCAUUAGACUGUGGGUACAGACAUAUUGACUGUGCUGCUGCAUACAGCAAUGAACAGGAGGUGGGAGAAGCUCUGAGUCUCAGAGUCGGUCCUGGAAAGGUGAGAGGCAGGCGGCUCAGAUUGAAUGAAACAUCUAUUUUAGUUUUGACAUUUGAGUUUAUCUUUAAAAAAGAGGUUGAAGAAAAUCCUAAGAUCAACAGACUUGCUUGUACUGAUGCAAGUACAUCAAUGGUUGUUUUAAGGAUCUUUUUAAACUUUUGUUAAAUGUUCAAACAGAUGUACAGUCUGAACAUCCUUUAUCCUUCCCCCCCUCCAGGCUCUGAGUCGUGAGGAGGUGUUUGUCACAUCCAAACUGUGGAACACCAAACAUGAGCCUGAGGAUGUGGAAGAAGCCUGCAGGACCAGCCUGGCCCACUUAGGUCUCUCAUACCUGGACCUGUACCUCAUGCACUGGCCCAUGGCUUUUCAGUGAGCAGCUGCACUCUCUAAGUUAUCCUCAAAUAAUGAUCAGUGGGUAAUAAAUAACAUGCAUCAUGAGUGUGUGUGGAUGUUCCAGGCGAGGGAAGGAGCUGAUGCCUCGGCGAGAAGAUGGUAGUAUCUGUUACUCGAAUACGCACUACAGAGACACCUGGGCAGCCAUGGAGAACCUGGUGGACAUGGGUCUUGUUAGAGCUAUAGGACUGUCCAACUUUAACGCCAGGCAGACUGAUGACAUUAAAAGCAUGGCCAGACACAAGCCUGUGGUCAACCAGGUACAAUUUGACUAAAUUUGCUUAUUUGGUGUCAGAAAUAGGUUUUAAAAAAAUGUCCAAUUGAAAUCCUUUCUGUACUGCAGGUGGAGUGUCAUCCUUACAUGUCUCAGGCAGACUUGCUGACUCACUGUCGGUCAGUUUAAAAGCAUUUUUACACAUUUUAAAACAGUCACUGUAUUCGGGGUCUUCCUUAUUCUUCAUCUUCACCUCCUCUUCAGCUCAGUGGGGGUUUGUGUGACGGCCUACAGCCCUCUGGGGAGUGGAGACAGACCCUGGGCCUCUCCUGGUGAACCAACUCUGCUGCAGGAUCCUCGACUUGGUGCCCUUGCCCAGAAAUAUGAGAAGACACCUGCCCAGGUUAUACUCAGGUGAGGCACAAAACCUUUGUCUAGCACAAGGUAAAUGUCAAAAAUCAGAGCCAAGGACCUCUAACCUCAAAACUUUGGUUUUCCUUUCGGCAGGUGGCACGUUCAGAGGGGUGUUGUUUGUAUCCCUAAAAGUGUAACACCUUCCAGGAUCCAGCAAAACCUGCAAGUGUUUGACUUUUCUCUGUUAGAGGAUGACAUAAAACUGAUCGAAACCUUCAAUAGAAACGAGCGCUUCAUCGUCCCAGCAGUCGAGGUGAGUCACUCAUUUUGUGACCUUUGCUUAUAAAGAGAUCAUACAACAGCCUCCCUGUCCAGACUGAGACUCACUGAUGACACCACAUGGUUGAGACAUCAGCCCACUUUAGUUCUCCAUAAAUCUCUGAUAUGCUCAUCGGUUAUUCACUCUUUAAGAACUGAACAGCAGGAAUCUAGGUCAAACCUCAUAUUUCAUAAACAAAUCCUGAAAUUCAGUUAUAAGCGUCCCAAUUUUUUUUUCUUACAGAGAGACGGCAAGAGAGUGUGGAGAGACGCUGAACAUCCUCAUUUCCCCUUCCAUGAUUCUUACUGA